AUGGGCCUGAGAAAGACCACCUGUGAAACUGCCUCGCCUGGCCCAGCCACCUGCCUCUCCCCACUGGGGGCAGGGAAGGGGGAAGGGGUCCCUUCCUUUGAUCCCACCCAGAAUGAGAGACCCCUUUCCGCAAGCUCGCAGCCCCGAUCAAAAGUCAGCAGCCUCAGCCCCAGGCGUGCAGCCGCCCCAAGCAGCAGCUGCAGCAGCAGGAGCUUCUCCAAGGCAGCAACAGUUGUCUGGCUGAGGCGAGGCGAGGCGAGGACUCGCUCCGGUGCCGCACGACGCCGGGACCGGCUCCUGGAGAGGCGGGGAUGGGGCUACUGCUGCUGCUGCUGCUUUUCUGCUCCUGCUAAGCGUCUGAGUCGGGCACAACCGCAUCUCUCCAAAGCUCCUUCUCUGCGGGGGCUUCCCCAGUUCUCGCCUGUUUUACCCCCUUCCGUGCUACUUAGUUUUGAAAAAGAGGAGAAGGGGGAGACCCGAGGCUGCAAAACGCCCCAAAUUAGCUUCUUCUCACUUGUCCGAAAACACACGCACCCCACCUGCUCCAGUUCCCCCUGUGAUACAAAGUCUGUUAAAAAGUUGGGGGCGGGGGACUCGCUCGCAGGAAAGGCAGGUGACCAAAACCUCCGGGAACGCAAAAGGACAGAGGGGAAAGGGCCGAAUCUUCCGUGGAAAACGGGGAAAGGGCCGGCUAAGGCUCGGAUGGAGCAGCUUCGGGAAGGUGCGGGCUUCGGCGAUCGCUGGAUGGCUGCCGUCUUCUCGACGAGUGCGCCCUCCGCGAAUGCUUUUUGGGGUAAGGGCUUCCGGCUAUUGAGUUAUGUACAGCAAGCCCAGACCGCAAAAAGAUUCACGAAGGGCAGAAUACGCCGGCUUCUUCGGUUCGCCGCCGCCGCCGCCGCCUUCAGCCCAGGAUGUCUCCGAACCCCGGAGCCGAACAGGCUGGGUCUCACCAGCGCGCUCCAUCGCGGCUCAGCCUCACCACUCCGCGCGCCGCCCGCCCCACCGCACCCCUGGACUCGUGUCUCCAUUUCUCCAGACCGUCCGCGAUCCCCCAGCUCAGCCCCUAGAGAAGUGUGUGGAGGGCGAGAAGGGGACGGCGGAGGGGCACCCGGGAUCCCGGAGCCCAGCCUCCACCCCUUUCCUGUCGCCACACUCCGCGACCCACUCACCCUCCCACGGCAUCCCCUAGGCUCCGCGACGGACAGACGCAAGCACACACCCUCCGAGCCCGACCCGGGCGCCGACCCCCUGCUCCUUACCUCGGUCUGGGGGCCACGGGAGCGCGCCGGUCCCGUCCGCACUGCAGCCAGCUGGAAGGAGCACCUCUCCUGCCGGCCAGCUCCCUCCGGUCCCUCCCCGCCCCCCACGGGUGUUUGCCCGGCGGCAAAGCGGGCUCUUCCAGGUACUCUCAGUAGCCUAGACCAAGCUAAAUAUUUCUCAAAAGGGUGUUGGUGUCACCUGAAGGACCAGGCUAGAAAGGAAAGCUGUAUUAAGCCUGAAAAACACAAUUCUCAAAAACUCUCAAAGUCCCUGAACCAACGAUGGAAGGUCAAUAGUCUUCAUUCUCUAGGUGGUGAAACCUACGUACAGAUCAGUCAGGGUAUCUGCUGGAUGGAAACAAGCUUGAAAGUGGUGGGUGCAGAUUGGAAUCAAUACGUCAUCUGCAAGGCUUGGGCUCUAAGCCAAGGCUUCGAUGAAGAGAUCAGCAGAUGA
Cercocebus atys (sooty mangabey) is the source of this 1713-nucleotide messenger RNA. RefSeq lists its product as uncharacterized. The record is from RefSeq and is a predicted model, not a curated record. The coding region runs from base 1 to 1713 and encodes 570 amino acids. Lineage: Eukaryota; Metazoa; Chordata; Mammalia; Primates; Cercopithecidae. The transcript has 8 exons.